Molecule: messenger RNA, 750 nt
Organism: Thlaspi arvense
Lineage: Eukaryota; Viridiplantae; Streptophyta; Magnoliopsida; Brassicales; Brassicaceae
Source: the annotation of a GenBank genome assembly
AAAUCGAUCGGAGGGAGAAUCAUGGAAGGCAGCAAAAGCGAGGCAGUGUUCGAUGCCAUGAAUCUGAAUCCUCAGCUUUUCAUCAACGAAACAAUCAACACCGUCGACGACGUUUUCGACGAAGCUUUUGAUUUCUAUAGCCGUGAAGCAUCCGCUUUUCUCAGAAUCAAUGAAGGAUCCGAUAAGAGGUCACAAGAGUUAUCAAACGGUAUUGAUCGUGUUCGUAAUAUGAUUCAAUCGAUUCUGGACAAACGCUUGAAAAUCUGGGAAGUCUAUUGUGUUAGAUACACUUUUGCAGUUCCUGAAGAAUUUGUGCUACCAGAGAGUGAUGAGUCGUCUGUCUACAGUAACCAAAAUAUCCAAGAUGGGUCAAAUGAUUUAGAGCUGGAUGCAGAAUUAGAUUCUCUAAGGCAUAAGCUUAAUUUGGUAGGAAAGAGGUCUGUUGAGCUUAACUCGGAGCUCCAGGCUUUAGAAAGAACUUCGGUUUCAAAUGAACAGUCUGCGAGACUCGUUAAUGAGGCUUUGCAGCUUUAUGAUGAAUCGUCUGUGGAUGAUAUGUUCAAAGAGAUGGCAAAAGUGGCAUCAGAACUUCGUGCAGGGAUCGAUAAGCUGAAAACAAGAAGAAUGAAAGCCGUUGAUGGAGCUAAAGGAGAGAGGCUAAAGAACGAUGGGAAAUAUUUUUCAGCGACGAAUUCUGAUGGAAAGCUUGAAGACCUUGAUAAGUUUCUGGCGGAAUUAAGAAAAAUGUGA